Messenger RNA from Hemibagrus wyckioides, 6743 nucleotides. RefSeq names its product phosphatidylinositol-4-phosphate 3-kinase, catalytic subunit type 2 alpha (gene pik3c2a). Gene Ontology annotation, biological process: phosphatidylinositol-3-phosphate biosynthetic process; phosphatidylinositol 3-kinase/protein kinase B signal transduction; phosphatidylinositol-mediated signaling. NCBI's taxonomy places the organism in Eukaryota, Metazoa, Chordata, Actinopteri, Siluriformes, Bagridae. The transcript has 33 exons. Gene Ontology annotation, cellular component: cytoplasm; plasma membrane; phosphatidylinositol 3-kinase complex. The coding region runs from base 315 to 5336 and encodes 1673 amino acids. Gene Ontology annotation, molecular function: 1-phosphatidylinositol-4-phosphate 3-kinase activity; 1-phosphatidylinositol-3-kinase activity; phosphatidylinositol binding. The record is from RefSeq and is a predicted model, not a curated record.
AAACCACUGACAUAUUUAGUCAUCUGGGCUAGUUAUACAGAACCAUAAUUAACAUUUAAAUAUUGUAUUAACACAGUAGAGUGAGUAAAAUUGUCGACAUAUUAAUAAGUUGGCCCAAGUAACAUUCUACAAUUAAUUUCCUACAGCAAUAACAACAGUAACAUAGUUUAAAAAAAUCUUUUCCAAAUGCAGACUUUCCACGUCUUUUUAAAAGUAAUUAUGAAAAGAUUAAGUCAUUUAAAGGCAUUGUAUCCAAUACAAAUCAAUCUAUUUUAUUCUUGAUCAUCCUUUGUUCAUGGCAAGGCGAAGUCACCAUGGACCAGAUGUCCAGUGGCAAUGGGUAUGAGCCGGACAGUUCGGCCACUUGCAUAGUGGUUCGGCCAAAGGGACGAGUGGGUAAGGACGAGGCUUUGCGCAUGGAGGCAGAUGCAUUAAAUAAAAUGCAACAUGAACGGAGACACAAAAUUCAAGUCCAUGCAUCGCAAAUGAAAGUGCACCCUACAGAUGCACAAGCAUCUGUAACGUCCCUAAGCCAUCUGGAGAAAGAUCUCAUCAUCUUCCCUGACUCAGAACCCAAGAAGAAGGCAGAGAAGGACACAUUUGCAGACAUUGAUGUGGAGACAUUGACAAAUGAAGAGCUGGAGAAGCUGCUUUUGGAUGAUAAUUUUGGUAGGCCCCCAUCACUGUUGCAUCACAGCCUCAGUGCAGCAAACACACAUGGACAAACUUUCAAGCCAUACCCUUUAUAUUGGACAUCCAUGCUUUCUACUUCAAAAUCCACUAUGUCUACUCUGACUCACCUGCCAGGCCCAGUUUUUCCUUUCCAGUCUGUCCAUCUCCCUGCCCAACAGAGCCCAUUCCUCCCUUUUGUCUCAGUCCAGCCAGUCACUCCUCAGGUGUUUCAUCAGCCAGUCAUUAAUCCAGAAAUGGCUAAGCUCUUUGACAAGAUUGCCAGCACUUCGGAAUACUUGAGGAAUGGCAGAUCUUCAAUCAUGGAUGAAAACUCUGUUAGCGUCAAGUCCCUGGAGCCUGUACUCCACCCUACUGAUUCCCCUAGCAUUAGCUGCUUUGACUGGCUGGAUCUGGACCCUCUCAGCAAGCGUCGAGUGGAGGUAGAAGAUAUUCCUGGUGCCCUAUGUGGACCUGUAUUAGUGGAUUCUGUCCCUGCAAGUGACCCCUGGGAUGCAGUGUUGCAAGAAGACACAGAGGUCUUGACAAUCAACAGUUCUUUAACACAGGAAAAAGACAAGUGCACUGUAACUCAACCCAGACGGGCAUCUACUGGAAUGGCAGUUACCAGGAACCAAGUACCUACAACCUCCUUUCUAAACAGCCAAAGUAAAGUCACUAAUAAAAGUGGGAAUGCAUUUAAAAAGAAUACCAUUUUACAAGAAAAUUGGGCCCAAAACCUAGAAAUCUUAGCAUUUGGUGAAGACAUCGCAAAACUAAAAUCAAAGUUUGCACAUGAUGAUCAUUCUACUAAUCCUGGAUACGUUUUGAACCCAGUGAUCUCUCACAGGGAGGUAGCGGGAGACAGUAGUAGCAGUGUGAAAGUUUCCAUUGAAAUUUUGGACUCCCAGCAGCCUGUGACUUUCACAUGCGAUGUGAGUUCACCAGUGGAGCUGCUGAUUAUGCAGGCUCUCUGCUGGGCCCAUGAUGAUCUGAGCCAAGUGGACAUCAGCAGCUAUAUCCUGAAGGUUUGUGGCCAGGAACAGGUCCUACAAAAUAAACACAGUCUAGGCAGCCACAAGUACGUGCAGAACUGCAGAAAAUGGGAGACUGAGAUAAAGCUGCAACUCCUUACACACAGCACCAUGAAGAGAGACCUUGCCCGAACGCAGGAAGAUGAUGACUCCUCACCUAUUGACUUGGAGAAAUACUUAGGUGACAUUGAGACACCUUUUAAGAAAACAAUCACAAGAGAGAGCCUUGCUGAACAUUUAGAGGAAUAUCACAACCAAGUCAACAUCUGCCUUCAGAAAGAGCGCAUUGAGCACAAAGCAGUGGAUCGAGUAAUCCAAGUGGUUAAAACUCUAUGUUAUUUGCUGGAUGAGGUGGAAACACCAGCCAUAACUGAUGCUGUGCGAAAACUGAGGCAUUUAGUCAACCUUCCUAAAACCUGUUCAUCAGAGGGUAAUGCCAGGUCAGCAUUUUCAACUAAUGGUUAUGCAAGUGCAGUGGAGGAACACCUGAGGGCCCUUACAAGUGCAGUGUAUGAUUUGGUGAAGCUCUUCCUGUGCUCAUUCUGCCUGGACAUCCCUGUUCAUGUGGACCAAAAACAUACAGAAAAGCAAAGAGACAGCAGAGAGGCAUCUAGCAUCACUGAGCAUGUACACUUUAUGCUUUUUGCCAUACAUGGCAUUUCUGCUGCAUGGGCUAGCAGUUAUGAAAAAUACUACAUGAUGUGUGCUCUUAUGCACAAUGACAAGAAUCUUUUGAAGCCUGUCAAGUCCAAGAAAGUUGGGAUAUACAAGAGCUUUUUCUAUCACAUCAAAUGGGAUGAGCUGAUAAACUUUCCCAUCUCUGUUGCCUUGUUACCUCUGGAGACCAUUUUGAGCCUCUCUCUCUAUGGAGUUCUCAACCAGAAUUCCAGCAACUCUCCUGAUUCCAACAAACUGCACAAGGGGCCAGAACUGUUAGGCAAAGUCACCAUGCCACUCUUUGACUUCAGGCGGGUGUUUGCUAAAGGCAUAAAGCUGCUGAGUUUCUGGACGUCUCCUCCAUUCCCCUUACCUGGACCUGUAGGAAAGAAUAAGGACCUGGAGGAAAGAAUCAUAUUGCAGAUAGAGUUACCCAGUCCGCAAGUGGAUGUACUGUACAUAAGUCCUCCAGAAAUGCCUUUCCUAGACCAUCAAUCUGUAGAAAUGGCUGAUCCAGACAUCCGUAGGAGGCUUGAAAAGCUUUGUGCACUGGCAGCUUCUUCCAGACUGACACAGGGAGACAUGCAGCUGCUUUGGGACCAGCGGUACUAUUGUCACAGAUAUGAACACAGUCUUCCCAAGAUCUUAGCCAGUGUACCCAGCUGGGACUGGACUAGCAUACCAGAAAUCCACAUGCUGCUACAUAAUUGGCCCCCACUGUCUCCUGUCUGUGCCUUAGAGUUGCUAGAUUCAAAAUAUGCAGAUACAGAAGUUCGGCACAUGGCUGUGAGCUGGAUUGAGAUCUGCAGUGACGAUGAGCUGACUGACUACUUGCCUCAGCUUGUACAGGCUCUAAAGUUUGAAAGCCAUCUAAACAAUGCCUUGGUUAUGUUCCUGUUGUCUCGAGCUCAAGGAAAUGUCAACAUUGCACACCAACUUUACUGGCUGCUGAGGGAUGCAAUACAGGAGCCUGUGUUUGGCCAGCGUUAUAGCCAUGUGCUUGGAGCACUGCUUUGCAUGUGUGGUGCUGGGUUAAGAGCUGAAUUUGAGAAGCAGAUGCGUCUGGUGAAAUUGCUGGGUGCCCUGGCAGAAAAUGUACGCAAAUCCAGCAGCUCAAGUCGACAGAUGGUGCUCCAGGAGGGCCUAGAAGAAGUGAAGUUAUUUUUCCAGAGGGACAGCUGCAGAAUUCCACUUAGUCCCAGUCUAGUGGCCAAGGAUCUUAACAUAAAGGCCUGCUCCUUUUUCAAUUCCAAUGCUGUUCCUCUAAAGCUUGCCCUGGUCAAUGCAGAUCAGUUGGGAGAAGAAAUUAAUGUCAUGUUUAAGGUCGGAGAGGACUUGAGGCAAGAUAUGCUGGCGCUACAGAUGAUUCGGAUCAUGGAUCGGAUAUGGCUCCAGGAAGGGCUGGACCUGCGCAUUGUCAAUUUCGAAUGUAUAUCAACUGGAAAAGAUAAAGGCAUGGUGGAAUUGGUUCCAUCCUCUGAGACGCUAAGGAAGAUUCAGGUGGAGUAUGGAGUUACAGGCUCCUUUAAGGACAAGCCUCUGGCUGAGUGGCUACGGAAGUAUAACCCUGCUGAGGAUGAGUAUGAGAAGGCUGCAGAAAACUUCAUCUAUUCUUGUGCAGGCUGCUGUGUGGCUACCUAUCUACUUGGCAUCUGUGAUCGCCACAAUGACAACAUCAUGCUUCGUACCACAGGACACAUGUUUCACAUUGACUUUGGCAAAUUUCUUGGCCAUGCACAGAUGAUCGGAAGUUUUAAAAGGGACAGAGCACCAUUUGUCCUUACCUCUGAUAUGGCUUAUGUCAUCAAUGGGGGUGAGAGACCAACAAGCCGCUUCCAGCUCUUUGUGGACCUGUGCUCUCAGGCUUACAAUCUGAUCCGUAAACAUUCCAACCUCUUCCUUAACCUGCUGUCCCUGAUGACACAAUCAGGCUUACCUGAGCUGACUGGAACUCAGGACCUGAAGUAUGUGUAUGAUGCUCUACAGCCUCAGAGUACAAAUACAGAAGCUACCAUUUUCUUUACUAGGUUGAUUGAGUCCAGUCUUGGCAGUGUAGCCACAAAGUUUAAUUUUUUUAUCCACAACCUAGCCCAACUGCGUUUUUCUGGCUUGCCAUCUAAUGAUGAACCCAUACUGUCCUUUUCUCCACGCACAUACACACUAAAGCAGGAUGGCUGUAUCAGAGAUGCUUCCAUCUUCUCUUUCCAGAAGCGAUACAACCCUGAUAAGCACUAUAUAUAUGUUGUACGCAUAUUAAGGGAGGGCCUGAGUGAGCCCCAAUUUGUUUUCCGUACCUUUGAUGAGUUCCAAGAGCUGCACAACAAGCUGACCAUAAUAUUUCCUCUAUGGAAGAUUCCUGGGUUCCCCAACAAGCUUGUGCUGGGACGCAAACACAUCAAGGAUGUGGCAUCCAAAAGAAAGGUGGAGCUGAAUAUUUAUGUACAUAACCUCAUGAGGAGUUCUGCAGAAGUAGCACAGUGCGAUCUUAUCUACACGUUCUUCCAUCCACUUGCUAGAGAUGACAAGACAGAGGGAUUGGACGGACUCCUCAAAGUACCAGAGGAGCUUCCAUUAAGUCCUGCUACAGGCCGUGAAGGGGGAGAGGUGAAGUUAUCAGUGUCUUAUCGAAAUGGAACACUGUUCAUUAUGGUUAUGCACAUCAAAGACCUUGUGUCUGAUGAUGGAGCAGACCCUAACCCAUAUGUUAAAAUGUACCUGCUUCCAGACCCCCAGAAAACCUCAAAACGCAAAACAAAGGUCUCCAGAAAGACCAGGAACCCCACUUAUAAUGAAAUGCUGGUGUACAGUGGCUAUAGUAAGGAGACACUGAAGCAGAGGGAGCUGCAACUGAAUGUGCUAAGUGCAGAAUAUUUGCGUGAGAACUGCUACUUAGGUGGUAUCACCCUCAGCCUGAAAGACUUUGACCUUAGCCAAGAAACAGUCAAGUGGUACCGACUUACAGCAGGGCAUUUCUAGACUUGUAGGACCAGGUGCUCUCAUUCAAGUCUUAUGGGAAGACAAUGAUAUUUAAUAGUAAAUCUACAUCUGAAGAAUAAAUCUAAACUAAAACCCGAUACAGAUUUUGUAUGUUCGCCCCUAAACUUCAGGACUCCUGUGCAGCAUUUGACUUUAUAAACUAAUAUUUUUGUAAAUUCUGUCAUUAGAGGGCCAAAAUUACUUAUAGUUUAUAUUGUAUGUAUAUGGACAUGUAUUUUUUUUUUUUUUUUUUUUUUUUUACACAAGGGAUCAUUGUUGUACCCUACUUUACUAUAAAGAAAAGAAGGAAAUAAUCAGGAAGCAUUAAUAGUCUUUUUAAUGGGUUUAAAAUUAAUUUUGAAUGUCUAGACAGGCACAGAUAAAUCAUAAGUUAUUGUUCAUGUGCCAAAUGAACUGAAUCUUCAUUUGAUUUUUAUUGAUUUUGUUCUCAUACUAAGUAAGCUAAAGAUGAAUCACAAAUUUGGAAAAUGUAUCUGUAUGAAUGUUUUGGGGAAAAAAGUAUUCCCAACUAACAGCUCCAGAGUUCCUAGUUUUCCUAGAUUGUGAGCUCAGGUUAUUGCCUGUGUCAAGUCUGACAUGUUGUCCGUGUGGGUUCUUAUGGUUCUCUGGUUAUUUAUUGGUAAUUGGCUGUCAUUAAUCUAAACAAAAUAGUGUGUAAUGUAAUUUUUUCCACACCACAUGGCAAAUUAAAUGGCUUUUAAGAAUGUAUUGGAUUCAUUUUUUUAGAUAGUAUUGUAAGUUUUAAUAUGGUUUUAAAAAUAUAGUUUGUUUAAAAAUAAAAUAGUUUGUUAGUGAAAUUUGAUCUGCAAAACACUGGCUUCAAAUUGACAAUAUAAUCAAUAUUCAGUGAAAGUGUUUCCUGGGGCUAAAAAAAACAUCAGAAGAGUCCAGGACCAGCACACUGUUGCAAUGCAUCAAUGACCCACCUCCAUAUUUUAUAGUGCUUUUCCUUGCUGGUAGUCAUCUUUAAUCACCAGGCAUGUAAGGCCACGGCUGCUUGGCAGUUUCAGGUGCUGUGUUUCUCAGGAACGAUGACUUUUGUGCAACAUUUUUAACAACUGGUACCUGAUAUUUAAAACAUAAAAGUCUACAGUUUUGAAAAAUUAACUUUUAGUUUUUUCUUUGCCUCACUUGCAGUCUUCUUCGAUUGAGUGGUGGUAAAGUACUUGUGCAAAAUUUUCAGCCUUUCCAGAUUUUUUUCAAACAUAUGACCAAAAUUGCACCUAAAUGUAUUUUAAUUUCUUAUGUAUUUUAUUUGCAUUAUAUGACUUGAAGAAUUCUGUCUUGUUUUAACUCUUUAGUUAUCCUCACAGUAACUGAUGACAAAUGAAUUGAAAUGUGCGAUCACAUAUUUAGACUGGGAGCAAUAAAGCAUUGAAUAAUUAA